UAAAUUGGAAAGCAUUACACGAAAGCGGACUUGGACUUUGACAUUUCAAUCAACUAGAUUUUAAACUGUAAUCGAGUAGGAAAUUGAGACAAUCAGGACAAGAACAGCUUUAUAGCUGUUGACCCUGAACCAACGUAGACUUGUAGUUCCUACUCUCCCUUCGAACAAAACGAUACAAAUCUAAAAAUGUCUGAAAAAAGCAGCCCAAUUAAAUACUUUUUAAGUGGUGGAUUCGGUGGUGUAUGCACAGUGUUAGCUGGUCAUCCCAUGGAUACAGUGAAAGUAAGAUUGCAAACUAUGCCACUGCCGAAGCCGGGCGAAACGCCUUUGUACAGCGGUACUUUCGACUGCUUCAAGAAGACUAUCAACAAGGAAGGUUUUCGUGGUUUGUACAAGGGCAUGUCGGCGCCCUUGACCGGGGUAGCGCCCAUUUUCGCGAUCAGUUUCUUCGGAUUCGGGCUCGGUAAGAGGCUGAUAGCUCGUUCUGAGGACCAGGUGCUUUCUAAGCCAGAGCUGUUCGCCGCGGGUGCCUUCUCGGGGAUCUUUACGACGUCUAUCAUGGCGCCCGGUGAGCGGAUCAAGUGCCUGCUGCAGAUCCAGCAGGGUGGCAACGCGCCGCAGAAGUACGCUGGCAUGGUUGACUGCGCCAGACAGUUAUACCGGGAGGGCGGCAUAAGGAGCAUCUACAAGGGCAGUGUAGCAACUAUUUUAAGAGAUGUGCCAGCCAGUGGUAUGUACUUCAUGACCUAUGAAUGGGUGAAAGAAGUGUUGGUGCCGGCCGAUGCGAGCUCUAAAAUGAAAAUGCUGGCCACUAUAGUUGCUGGUGGUUGCGCUGGGAUAGCUAACUGGCUUGUAGGCAUGCCAGCUGAUGUGUUGAAGAGUAGGCUGCAGACGGCACCUGAGGGAACAUAUCCUAAUGGUAUGCGAGAUGUGUUCAAGCAGCUCAUGGAACGAGAAGGCCCGACAGCCCUGUACAAAGGUGUAACUCCCGUUAUGCUCCGAGCGUUCCCGGCAAAUGCAGCAUGCUUUGUUGGCUUUGAGCUAGCCAUUAACUUCUUGGACUGGGUGGCACCAAAGCUUUGAUAGUGUUAUAAGAAACUAGAUCAACAAGAAUUAUUUGUACAGUAUACUAGUAUAAGAUUCCUCUAAGUUUUAAAUACAAUGUACUAGAAAAAUGUAAAUCAGAUAUAUUUUUUGGCUCGAUUCAUGACAGUGCUAGUUGCACUUGAUGCCAAAAUAAACAAGCUUUAUUUGGCAGGUAGUAUUUGUAAGAGAUCAUGUUUAUUUUUUACUACUAAUUGUUUACAUCACUGCCUAAUGUUAUUAGGAGAUAUUUAAAAUAAAACGUAUAUAAUUACUUGAUUCCUCCCUUAUAAAGCUUAUCAGUUUUGAUAAAUAUCCUCAGUGCUAGGAUUCUAUUGUAUACUAAAGUAUAUAACCUAAGUGCUUGAAGAACGAAACUGUUUAGCAUUAUAAAGGUCUCGACCUAAGCCAUAAAUAGUGAUAUAUUUUUAAUUAUGUAGUUGUUUUAUUUAGCAUUGAUAUUUUUAAUGUUAUUACAGACAAUAUAAUAUAACAGAUUAUAUGACAGAUAUGGUUUAAGUGCCUUGUAUUACACAUAUUUACCAUGA
Messenger RNA from Cydia fagiglandana, 1631 nucleotides. RefSeq names its product congested-like trachea protein (gene colt). Lineage: Eukaryota; Metazoa; Arthropoda; Insecta; Lepidoptera; Tortricidae. The transcript has a single exon. Gene Ontology annotation, biological process: carnitine transmembrane transport; mitochondrial transport. The record is from RefSeq and is a predicted model, not a curated record. Bases 187 to 1083 code for a protein of 298 amino acids. Gene Ontology annotation, molecular function: O-acyl-L-carnitine transmembrane transporter activity. Gene Ontology annotation, cellular component: mitochondrial envelope.